Molecule: messenger RNA, 1449 nt
Organism: Alternaria postmessia
Lineage: Eukaryota; Fungi; Ascomycota; Dothideomycetes; Pleosporales; Pleosporaceae
Exons: 3
Coding region: 1-1449 (482 amino acids)
Source: RefSeq, a predicted model, not a curated record
AUGUCUUUUGGCUUCUCGAUAGGGGACAUCAUCCUCCUCAGCCAGCUAGCAUACAGUCUUUACGAUAGCGUCAGCUCCGGGAGGAAAGCAGCAACGCGGGACUUAAGAGAGCUUGAAGAAGUACUGUUCAGCCUGAAAUGUGCUCUGGAUCACCUUGGAGAAGUUUCAAACGACAUACUCGCGCGGCCAGGUUUCCGGAAUGGCGGAUCAGGGUUCAAGGAAAAGCUUGAUAUGAUGAUCAACUCGUGUGCUUCCACUCUGCAAGAACUAGAUACCGUAACGAAGAAAUAUCGUGACGUUGAGAGUAAGGCAAACAAGGGCAAGACGAAACUACGCACGCUGGAAGACGUGAAGAAGAGUAUCCAGGUCAACUGGCAAAGAGUGCGAUGGGACUACGAAAAGCAGUAUUUGCAACAGUAUCGGGAGAAGCUUAAGUCGCAUACCGAUGCGAUAAACCUGAUGUUGACCUCUGUGAUCUGGGCGAACACUGCAUCCGCAGAUGCAGAUAACGAGAAGAACCAUAAAGUAACACAGUCCUUGUUAGGAGAUGUACUGCGCAACCCAGCUGCAGAUGAAGAAUUUCGAGCUAUGGUACAAGAGAUACACACGAUACUCACACGACCGACUACUGGAACAGAAGUCGUCGAGAUAGCUACGAUGCAGGGUACAGCACUGACCUGUAAGCAGUUUUGUACCACUGCCUAUUCACCGAGCGGCUCAUCAGUUUUCAAGUCCUCUGGCCCUGUCGCGAGACACGGAAGAAGUUUGCCUUCAGUGAGUAUGUAUGCCGUGUCGGAUCUUCCGUAUACAACGUCAACAGCGAAAGCAUACGUCGGAGCUGUCUCAGAAGGAGUGUCAACGCAAGGAGCCGUGUAUGCCAUGCCUGCAAAAAGCUACCCAACUGAUGAAAGCGAAUUUUGUAAGGAAGAUCUACCGGGCGACAGCGAACUGUCAGUCGCUACUGUCAAGCUCAACAAUGAACGCCGUGCUUUCGGGGCAAAAGAAUAUCAAGCUUUCCUGCGGCAACACGCACAGCCGAAGAGAGUUCCGAAGCCAUCUUUCCUGACGAGUAUCAUGCCCACCAGCCAGGAGCUUCAAGCUUGCAUACCCUACAUCUUUCAGUCGACGGCGGAAGGUAAACAGCAGACGCAGCAGCUGAAGAAUGAGAUCAAUCGCUGGACUGAGGGGUUUUCUCAUUUCAUCAACCACAAAGCGCCUCCGAGAGAGAAGGACGAAUGUUUCCUGAUGUUGUUGGGAGCGCUGAAUGAGGCAGUGGAAGAUAGCUCUAGAGGGACGCGACAGCUAUUCUACGAGACUUCGGACUCUUCAGGCUUUGCAACGGCCUUGGACCAGGUACAAACCAUAUCGAAGAGCGUGAGGGUGAUGAAAGAGAUUGAGGAAUUCGAGGAUGCUAAAGAAGAAUGGGAGAAGCAGGAGCGAGUUCGUUGA